Molecule: messenger RNA, 891 nt
Organism: Papaver somniferum (opium poppy)
Lineage: Eukaryota; Viridiplantae; Streptophyta; Magnoliopsida; Ranunculales; Papaveraceae
Product: protein MAIN-LIKE 1-like
Exons: 2
Coding region: 1-891 (296 amino acids)
Source: RefSeq, a predicted model, not a curated record
AUGGAAUUGGCCGAAACCUCACAUUCCAUGGUCGAUUAUAUUGUGGAGAGGUUUUGGGAUACGACGAAUACUUUUCACUUGCCUUUUGGUGAGAUUGGGUUCACACCUCUUGAUUGGGUCAUGCUGACAGGGGUGACUAUUGGUGAUGGGCUUGAGGUUCCGUAUAAUUCUGAAAAGUACCAAUUUGAAUAUGUCCGUGAUAAUAUUUUUCCAUAUAUCCAAGAUGCCUCCCUUUGUCCAACAGGUGCGUCGUGGAAAUCUAAUUUAAUUAAAGUUAAAAUUCUGAGUUCAUAUUUCGUACCAGAAAAAUUAAGUGCGGCUGAAAAUGAUAAAGCCAUUGCUGAAAGAGUAGCAACUGCCUUUUUUAUGUAUGUUUUGGGACAAUUUUUCUUUACUAAUGCAAAGAACUAUAUUGAUGCGGAAUGGUUAUCUACUUUUCAAGAUCUUGAUGUAGUAGGCACAUAUGAUUGGGGUUCUACCGCUUUUUCGAGAUUGUAUGUGGCACUCCGUAUAGCAGGUAGGAAGCGGAAGGGUCUAUGCGGGCCCUUCCAAGUAUUAGAGUUUUGGGGCUACAAAUAUUUGGGCAUAUGUUCACCCGGGAUAGUCGAGCCUAAGGAUGAUCAACCAAUAUGGCCUAGAAUUAGUAGGUGGAAAGGAAAGAAGAAGAUGGUUGAUAUUGUUCGUUGUACAAAUUUAGUUAAUAAGUUGACCGCUGACCAAGUUACAUGGCAACCCUGGGAAUCAUGCAGACAAAUCCUUGAAUCUGAUAUUGGAAUAAAAACUUCUACACUCUCAAACACAAGGGUUAUUUUUUCUUGGAAUGGCGUUGUGAGUAUUAUUUAUGCUUUUUAUGAGACCAUUAUUAUUAGUUUCCCGAUAACACCGUUAUGA